CUCACUUGCUUCACCUUCACCCCUUCAAAUUUCCAUUCCACCCCAAAUCUUUACUCUGUUCUUCUCUCUCUCUCUCUCUCUCUCUCUCUCUCUCUCAUCAGAAGGAUGCUAGAGAGAAUGCUCUCUGCGCGAAGAGUGGCACAGGUUAGCGAGGAGGGAGACGAGGACGACGAGUCCAAGACGAAGAAGCACAUCUCCUUCGCCAUGCGAGCCUCCAACUACGUGACUCGGACAGGGUACCUCGGCCCCUGCCUCGUCCUCCUCUGCCUCGCCCUCCUUCUCUCCUCCCUUCUCCUCCACUCCCGCAACCUCGUCUGCGUCUCCGUCUCCCCCUACGAUCCGCGCUCUCGCGUCGGCUUCUUCGGAUUCGGCACCCUCGAGUCAGAUUUCGGCUCCCUCGGCGUGCCCUGGUGCAGAUCGAAACACGGACAAACAGUUCCAUGGACAAGCAAGGAUCUACUAAAAGGCUUGGAAGAGUUUGUACCAAUAUAUGAAAUGCGGCCCAUCAAAAACAACAUGUACGGAAUGGGUUUUGACCAUAGCUUUGGGCUUUGGUUCAUUGCUCAGUGGCUGAAGCCAGAUCUAAUGAUUGAGAGUGGUGCAUUCAAGGGGCAUUCCACUUGGGUUUUGCGGCAAGCAAUGCCAGACACUCCAAUUGUAUCACUUUCACCUCGGCAUCCUGAAAAGUAUCUAAAGAAGGGCCCUGCCUAUGUUGAUGGAAAUUGUACGUACUUUGCUGGAAAAGACUUUGUGGAUUUUGGAAGCGUUGAUUGGAGCAAAGUGAUGAAGACGCACAGGAUUACUGAUCGUAGUAGGGUCCUUAUUUUUUUUGAUGACCAUCAAAAUGAAUUAAAAAGGCUAAAACAGGCACUGAAAGCUGGUUUCCGGCAUCUUGUUUUUGAGGAUAACUAUGAUACUGGAACUGGAGACCACUAUUCCUUGAGGCAGAUUUGUGAUCAGUUUUAUAUAAGUGGUGCAUGCUCUCCCGGAGGUGGUCAUAGCUGCUUCAAGGAUAGUGAUGAAGCUAGGGUAAGGUCGGAAAGAAAGAAAUUCUGGGAGAAGGCAGUGGAUAUCGAAGAGCUAUGUGCUCCAGGUGAAGUGUGGUGGGGUGUUAAAGGGCAGAUGCGGGAUAAUUUCAACCACAGCAAAAAGGAUAUUUCCUAUGCUGAACAUUUCCAGAACAGCCGGUUCGUGGAAUCAAUUCUAGACGUGUAUUGGGAACUUCCUCCAACUGCUGGUCCUUCCCUCACUCAUCAGACAAGAUAUGAUCCUGCUCGUGCACCCAGCCCCAUUGUCGAAGACGGCAGGUUUGGCUUAUUCCAACGGCUUGGUUUAGCUAGGCUAGAGACAUCUGUAUUUAAUGGAUACACUCAGAUGGUGUAUCUUCAAAUAUCUAAACAUGAAUCUUAAAACCCUAUCAUAUAGAUGAGAAAUUCUGUGUUUAGCGUUCAUUUGGAUGAAAGCUGGAGAUCUGUUUAUAUAUUGCAUGUUUUCUUCCUCAA
Malania oleifera is the source of this 1502-nucleotide messenger RNA. RefSeq lists its product as uncharacterized. NCBI's taxonomy places the organism in Eukaryota, Viridiplantae, Streptophyta, Magnoliopsida, Santalales, Ximeniaceae. Bases 106 to 1410 code for a protein of 434 amino acids. The transcript is spliced from 4 exons. The record is from RefSeq and is a predicted model, not a curated record.